Messenger RNA from Magnusiomyces paraingens, 645 nucleotides. RefSeq lists its product as uncharacterized. The transcript has a single exon. Gene Ontology annotation, biological process: electron transport coupled proton transport; aerobic respiration; mitochondrial respiratory chain complex I assembly. Gene Ontology annotation, molecular function: quinone binding; 4 iron, 4 sulfur cluster binding; NADH dehydrogenase (ubiquinone) activity. Lineage: Eukaryota; Fungi; Ascomycota; Dipodascomycetes; Dipodascales; Dipodascaceae. The coding region runs from base 1 to 645 and encodes 214 amino acids. The record is from RefSeq and is a predicted model, not a curated record.
AUGCUCUCAAGAUCCCUUGCGCCUAUUGCCCGGGCGUCCCCAUCAGCUCUUGCUCUUAGAGCUGCCGCUACUCCAGCCCUUAUCGCAUUGACUACACGCCCAGCCUCCUCGCUUGCAAAACACACAUCUUCUCUGCCUACAGAUUACCCUCUGGCCUCUCAACAAAAGCCCUCCAGUGUUGUCGAUUAUGCCCUUACUACUCUCGAUGCUAUUGCCAACUGGGCUCGUCAAGGUUCUUUCUGGCCUGUUACUUUUGGUCUUGCAUGCUGUGCUGUUGAAAUGAUGCACGUCUCUGCCCCCCGUUACGAUCAGGACCGUCUCGGUAUCAUUUUCCGUGCUUCUCCACGUCAAUCUGAUAUUAUGAUUGUUGCAGGUACCCUCACAAACAAAAUGGCGCCGGCGCUUAGACAGGUUUACGAUCAAAUGCCUGAACCUCGUUGGGUCAUCUCCAUGGGAUCCUGUGCCAAUGGUGGUGGCUACUACCACUAUUCUUACAGUGUUGUUCGUGGCUGUGAUCGCAUUGUGCCUGUAGAUGUUUAUGUUCCAGGCUGCCCCCCAACAUCUGAGGCUCUCAUGUAUGGUGUUUUCCAAUUGCAAAAGAAGAUGCGUAACCAAAAGAUUACACGGCUUUGGUACAGAAAGUAA